Molecule: messenger RNA, 789 nt
Organism: Lottia gigantea (owl limpet)
Lineage: Eukaryota; Metazoa; Mollusca; Gastropoda; Lottiidae
Exons: 2
Source: RefSeq, a predicted model, not a curated record
UCAUUUUAUCGUUUCAGGAAAAUGUCUAAACCAGAACUAACCGAUAUCGAAGAAUUAGUCAAAAUCUGGGCAUGGGAUAACUUUCUUAAAACUCGAUCAAAAGAUCAUAUCAAACUCCGACUUGAAGAUAUCAUUAUGGAAGUCAAAUGGGCGAAAGUUAGGUUUAUUAAUGGUACACCAGAAUACUCGGAUGAAAAGAAACUUGACAAACCCAAUUCACAGGUUGUUUUUAAGUCAACAUAUGAAAACUGGACAGAUCAUGAACAAGAACAUUCCUUUCAAACAGAAAGAACAACAGUAUCAAGCUGUACUACGGAAGUAUCUAAGGGCUAUUCUAAAGGAUUUAGUCUGGAAGUUAAGCUAGGAUUACCAGAUGAGGUGGCCGGAGCAACAGCAGGGUUUGGACGAGAAGUGAAUAUGGGGUCAGUAGAGGAGACUUCUCAAGAAGAACACAUGACAUGGUCUAUCAACAGUACCAUUAAGGUGCCAAGGAAGCAUAAGACAACUGCUGAACUAUUGGUACGUGAGCAGGAAUUUACGGCUAAUUUCAAAAUGGAUGUUUGCAUAAAAGGGCGUGUAUUAGUAGUGAUAACAAACCUUAAAGACAAUAAUUCAUUUGUUCAAUGCAUCGAAGGAGAUUUUAGUGACAUCUUGAAGAAACAUGGUGAUAGUCGACAUUAUAUCAUUGAAAACAAAUCUGUGAGAUGGCCUCUGGUAGGUAAAUGUAAAUUUAGAUUUGGAAUUGAACAACAUGUUCAACUUACUGAAAAUCCUCUUGGAGAAUCAUAA